Messenger RNA from Pseudozyma flocculosa PF-1, 2304 nucleotides. RefSeq lists its product as uncharacterized. Gene Ontology annotation, molecular function: actin filament binding; phosphatidylinositol binding. Gene Ontology annotation, cellular component: actin cortical patch. The transcript is spliced from 3 exons. The coding region runs from base 1 to 2304 and encodes 767 amino acids. Gene Ontology annotation, biological process: actin cortical patch localization; actin filament bundle assembly. The record is from RefSeq and is a predicted model, not a curated record. Lineage: Eukaryota; Fungi; Basidiomycota; Ustilaginomycetes; Ustilaginales; Ustilaginaceae.
AUGGGCAACCCCAUCCCCGUCUCGCUCUCCCAGGAGUGCAGAAAGGCGACGCAGAUCUUAAACGACUUCGUCGACCCCGUAAACGGCCUCGACAGGGUGCUCCCCCUCAGCGUCCUUCGCAAGGCAAAGGGCUUCGCCAUCUUCUCGGUCUUCCGCAUCGGCUUUGUCCUCUCGGCUCGCGCAGGCAGCGGCGUCGUCAUCGUAAAGACCGACGAUGGCAAGUGGUCCGCUCCCGCAGCCAUCGGCAUCGGCGGCCUCGGCGGCGGUUUCAACGUCGGCGCAGAGGUCACCGACUUCCUCAUCGUACUCAACUCGCGCUCCGCAGUACGCUCCUUUAUGGCCACCGGCUCCCUCCAGCUCGGCGGAAACCUCAGCCUCGCCGUCGGGCCCCUCGGCAGGUCCGCAGAGGCCAGCGGUUCCGUAAACAGCUCCGGAAAGCUCGCAGCCAUGUUCAGCUACAGCCGAAGCAAGGGCCUCUACGGCGGCGUAUCCGUAGAGGGCACCGUACUCAUCGACCGCGAAGACGCAAACGGAAAGGCCUACGGUCGCAACGGCCACACGGCAAAACAGAUCCUCUCCGGCAGCGUAGACGUGCCCGCCUUUGCCCAGGGACUCAUCAGCACCAUCGAACGCUUCACGCUCGCACACACCCCAGUAGGCGACCUCGACCACAACCCCUACGACGAUGAAGACUUUUUCCGCUAUGGCGAUCGCGGCCGCGACCGACCGCAAGGCAGCGGCAGAAAUCGGGACCGCGACCGCGACAGCCUCGACAGCGACUCACUCCACUCGAGGGAUCCAAGUGCAGCGGCCGCCAGCACUGCGGCGGGCAUGAGCUGGAGCGAGCGGAGGGAGCAGUACCAGAACGGCGGCGCCUCGGGAGCAUCGCGCAAGCAGGGCACCGGCAAGCACGCGUCGGACCUGCUGGAAGACGACUUUGACCGCCUUGGCAUCUCGGACCCGCCGCGCCGCAGCUCCGAGAGCUGGACCGAGGCCGACAGGCGGCGACGCAACGAGGCCGAGACGCGCAACCUCGGCAGCUACGCGUUCGGCUCGCCCAUAUCGUCCAUCUCCAAUGCCCCGCCUCGGACGGGCUCGGGCGCGUCGGUCCGCAAGCGACCAGGGAUCCGCCAGCGCUCGUCGAGCAUCGCAAGCAACCUCAGCUUCGGCAGCUUUGGCAGGAAAAAGUCGGAACGGACCGGAUCCACGCCCAUCCCGGACAGCAGCGGUGCCGACGUCGACGUCGACGUCGACCUCGGCGGCAGGCGCAGCGCGCAGCGAGAGCCGCUAGACUCGUUGGACAGGGAGCUGCAGAGCGGCAGCUUCGGUGGCGGCGGCAGCAGCAGUGCGGGCUACAGGGGCUCGUCGUACCGCCCUUCGCACUCUGGCCGCAGUCCGAGCUACGGUGGACCGCUGAACAGCGGAGCCUUGUUUGAUGCGCCGGCGUCGGCGACGGCGUCAUCGUCGGCAUCGCCGUUCCGGCAGCACCGCACCAACUCGAGCAUGUCGGUCACGGGUCGGCAUGGGUGGUCGACGUUUGACUCGGGCGACGGCGAUGGCGACGGCAACGGUUUUGGCGGCGGUCGCCACGGUGACUUUGCCGAUGACGAUCUGUUCGGCGGUGCGAGGAAGGCCCGCGAAGGCUCGACUGCAACCUCGGAUCCAUUUGCGGAUCUGACGGCCGGCCUGGAGCGGAAGUGGACGGGCACGGGCCCUGGGGCAGGUCGGACGCCGCAGCUGCAGCCCAAGUGGGACGGGGGCUAUGCGGGAUCGACGAUGCGCGGCAUCUCGACGCUGGGCGCCACCAACGUGCCGCAACCGACGGCGAGCCCGUCGUCUGCCGGCAUCUCGACGUCGCCCACAUCGACACGACGACGAUCCGGGAUCGCAUCUCGAAGCGGGACGACGCCGACGAUACCGGAAAGCCACGGCGACGACGUCAACCUCAUUGGCGACGACGACGACUUUGUCACGAGCAGCAGCAACGGUGGUGGUGGUGGAGGUAGGGAGGGAGAUUACUUUGGUGGUAACGGUGGGGGCGCGGGCAAUGGUUUCUUCGCAAAUGGACGGGACGACGACGAGGGGGGGGAGGGGGAGGGGGAGCCGCGGGUGAUAGAGAGGGUGGUGGCGCUGUACGACUUUGAGGCGCAGCAAGAGGGCGAUCUGGGCUUCCAGAGGGGACAGGUGAUUGGCGUCACGAAAAAGACGAGGACGCGCGACGACUGGUGGCAGGGUCGUGUCGAGGUCGGCGGAUUGGGCAGCCGCAUUGGAAUUUUCCCAGCAUCGUAUACCCAAUCCCUCUAG